AUGCUUCACAUUCUGUACAUAAAAUGGAGGCAACGCCACUCCAUUACCUCACCACGAUCUCGCAAGGAUAAACUGAAGAUUGUGAAAUGUCCGCAAACUACUAGACUGAAGGUCAUACAGAAGCCUUCCAUAGGAAACACCGAGGAGGCUGGAAGGCUACUGGGCAGCAAGAAUGUCCGUGUCAAUUGCUUGGAUGAGCAUGGCAUGACCCCUCUAAUGCAUGCAGCGUACAAAGGGAAAGUAGAGAUGUGCAGGUUGCUCUUGCGACAUGGAGCUGAUGUUAACUGCAAUGAACAUGAGCAUGGAUAUACGGCCUUGAUGUUUGCUGGACUUUCAGGAAACAAAGAAAUCACGUGGAUGAUGUUAGAGGCUGGAGCAGAGACUGAUGUUGUCAACUCUGUGGGGAGGACAGCAGCUCAGAUGGCUGCUUUUGUGGGUCAACACGACUGUGUGACUGUCAUCAACAACUUCUUCCCACGUGAAAGGCUGGACUACUAUACUAAACCACAAGGCUUAGAUAACGAACCAAAACUGCCAGUAAAAUUAGCUGGGCCUCUACAUAAAAUUAUUACCACCACUAACAUGCAUCCUGUUAAGAUUGUGUUGCUGGUAAACGAGAACCCUCUACUGGCCGAAGUAGAAGCACUGCAGAAAUGUUACAGGGUUCUGGAUCUAAUUUGUGAGAAAUGUAUGAAGCAGAAAGAUAUGAAUGAAGUCCUUGCUAUGAAAAUGCACUACAUCAGUUGUAUCUUCCAGAAAUGCAUUACAUUUUUAAAAGAGCGAGAGGAUAAACUAGAUGGAUUUAUCAAAAGUCUCUUGAAAGGGAGAGAUAAGGAUGGUUUCCCUGUAUAUCAAGAGAAGCUAAUUCGAGAAAGUAUCCGCAAGUUUCCUUACUGUGAAGCUACAUUGCUCCAGCAGCUCGUGAGAAGUAUUGCUCCCGUUGAAAUAGGUUCUGAUCCUACAGCUUUUUCUGUACUUACACAAGCUAUUACUGGCCAAGUGGGUUUUGUGGAUGCUGAAUUCUGUACAACUUGUGGGGGAAAGGGAGCAGACAAAAGAUGUUCAGUAUGUAAAAUGGUGAUGUACUGCGACCAGAACUGCCAGAAAAUACACUGGUUUACCCACAAAAAAGUCUGUAAGACCCUGAAGGAAAUUCAUGAGAAGCAAGAACUGGAAGCUGCCAAAGAAAAAAGGAAACAAGAAAAAAAGCAAAAGAAAGAUGAAGUGCAGCUGGUAGAGGGUAGUUCUACAAGCGAAGAACAGUCAGAUCCUGGUCCAGAUGCUACCAAAGAAGUGGAUCCAAAUCACACUAGUGACAGAACGGAAGAACCUGAAUCUACCAAAGAGAUGGAGGCACUAGCCCUGCACCCUGAAAGUCCCCUGGAAGCCAGUGAGACGGGCGUAGCUGACAUUGCUCUUCAAAAAAUUCAGGUUUCUGAGGAGUAA
Messenger RNA from Opisthocomus hoazin, 1446 nucleotides. The record is from RefSeq and is a predicted model, not a curated record. Lineage: Eukaryota; Metazoa; Chordata; Aves; Opisthocomiformes; Opisthocomidae.